Syngnathus typhle (broad-nosed pipefish) is the source of this 7285-nucleotide messenger RNA. RefSeq names its product QKI, KH domain containing, RNA binding a (gene qkia). Gene Ontology annotation, cellular component: nucleus. The transcript is spliced from 8 exons. The coding region runs from base 340 to 1509 and encodes 389 amino acids. Gene Ontology annotation, biological process: regulation of mRNA splicing, via spliceosome. Gene Ontology annotation, molecular function: mRNA binding. Lineage: Eukaryota; Metazoa; Chordata; Actinopteri; Syngnathiformes; Syngnathidae. The record is from RefSeq and is a predicted model, not a curated record.
CGGCGGAACAGUCCCUCGCACUUACAGUGGAGGAAUCGAACGUCCCCGAGCGCACACCGUCUCCACGAGCGAAAGGAAAUAACGUUGUGUUGUUUUUUUUCUCGCCUCCUCCGCCGCUCAAACAACACGAACGCACAGAGGCUGCAACAAUUUGGGAAACUGGGGACAUUCUAGAGUAUUGUUCUCACAAGGAGAGGAGGAAAGCGAGGGAUCGGGAGCCGCAAGUUUUUUUUUCUUUUUCCCUUUCUCUCUUUUCUUGGUUUCACCCUCCACCCGCCCCCCGAAAAGAAGGAUUCUGUGUUCGGCGGUGCUUCGUGUUCCGCUCUCCCCGCCGCAAAGAUGAUGGUCGGAGAGGUCGAAGUGAAGGAGCGACCGAGGCCGAGUCCCGACUAUUUGAUGCAAUUGUUGAACGAGAAGAAGCUCAUGACCAGCUUGCCCAAUCUCUGCGGCAUCUUCACGCACCUCGAGCGGCUUCUCGAUGAAGAGAUCAACAGAGUGCGCAAACACAUGUACAGCGAUACAGUCAAUGGCCUUGUGGACAGACACCCCCUGGAGCUACCUGAGCCUAUGGGACCCAUGGUCUACCUGCAGGAAAAACUGUUUGUGCCUGUCAAAGAGUACCCAGACUAUAACUUUGUGGGUAGAAUCCUUGGCCCGCGGGGACUCACGGCCAAACAGUUGGAAGCAGAAACGGGAUGUAAAAUCAUGGUGCGAGGCAAGAGCUCCAUGAGAGACAAAAAGAAGGAGGAGCAGAACAAAGGAAAGCCAAACUGGGAGCACCUCAACGAGGACCUUCAUGUUCUGAUCGCCGUGGAAGACACUCAGACCAGAGCUGAGAUCAAAAUGAAGAGAGCUUUGGAGGAGGUGAAGAAGCUCCUCGUACCAGCUGCGGAGGGCGAAGACAAUUUGAAGAAGGUCCAGCUGAUGGAGUUGGCCAUUCUCAACGGCACAUACCGAGACAGCAACAUCAAAGCGCCCACCUUUGCGUUCUCUCUUGCAGCGGCGGCGGCCGCCGCUCAGGGACCCCGGCUCAUAGCGGCACCCGCGGGUCAGGUGUUGCCGCCCCAGGCUCUCCGGCCCCCGGCUCCGGCCGGGGCCCCCCUCAUGAACCUCAUCCGGCCCCCUCAAAUGGCCGCCAUGCUGUCCAACGGCACCCCGACGCUGGUGCCGCCCACGCCGGACGGCGGGCUCAUCUACACCACACCUUACGAUUACCCCUACGCCCUGGCGCCCACCUCCCUGCUGGAGUACCCCAUCGAGCACAGCGGGGUUCUAGGUAAGCGGGCCUGGGGGAGCGUGAGCGCGGCGGGCACGACGGCCCACUUUAGCCUCCCCGGCCAGGAGGGUGGCUUGUUUUACCCCGCUGUCGGGGUGCUGGACACAUCCUCCGUGAGCCACGGUCAAGACUUUUUGAAAGGUGCAAUGGCUACUAAAGUGAGACGGCAUGACACGCGGGUCCAUCCUUACCAAAGGAUUGUGACCGCUGACAGAGCCGCCACCGGCAACUAACAUGAACCUUCUGACCUCUGAACCUUCACCCAAUGACGAGCCGCCCCCCAGCCUGCCUGCUGAUCAGUUAACUGGUAAUUUGCCUUUUGCUAGCCUCUCUCUCCCAGUGGCUAAAGAGAGAGAAAGAAAGAGAAGGGAGGCGCCAACCCUAACACGCCGACAAAAAAAAAAAACUUCACACCAACAUGAAGUUGUGUACUACUCAUUUUUCUUCUGUUCAUUGAGUUCCGUUCCCAUUCUUUCUCUUUCUUUUUCUUCACCAGUCACACGCCGCGGGUGGGAUGUUUGUGGUGUUAAUCAUUCAUGUGCACUGAUGUUAAAUAGCAAUAAGAUGCCAACCAGAGAACCCACCCGCCCCCCUCAUUGCCCCUCCCCACCCCAAUAUUUUGUCACAACCAUUUUAGAUGGCAAUGCGCCUCAAAAGAAAACAAAAUGGCCACCCACCCCAAAAAGAAAAAGAAACAGAAGGAAAGAGAAUGUCAACACUCACCUUAACUUUGUUGAAAUUGUCAUUACGAUUUGUAAUCAUGACACAUUCUGGGUGUGCUGCCCUUUUACCCUCGCCCAGCCCAACAAAAAAAAGAAGAAGCUUUUUCUGACUUGAUUUGUUUGAAAACCGCAUGGCUGUAACGAUUGCAAACAAUGGGCUUUUCUUUCGUUCAUUUUUUUUCUUUGCCUUUUUUUGGGGUUACAAUUUAUGUGUCUUUUUUUUCUUCUGUUCACACUUUAUUAUUUUAUUUUACUAAACUAAAGAAAGACGCAGGCUGCUAAAGCUAAGGCCAGGGAUGGGCCUAACUUGGGACGAAGGGUUUUACGUAUGUGUGUGUGUGUGUGCUUUUAUCUUUUUAAAAAUUUUUUGUUUUCUACUAUAUUGAAAGUCGGGUGUUUAUCAUCCACACUACAUCCACGUUACAGUGCCUGAUGUAUUUAGAACAAACUAGAUCUCAUUGAGUUUGCUGAGCUGUGAUCAAAAAGACAAAAAAAACAAAAACAAGUAUUACGUGUGCGUAUUUAGCCAAAGGUUUUCCCGAUGAUUUUAUAUUUGCCAUUAUGCAUCUUUUAAAACGUUUGGAAAGGUUUGAAUUUGCGGUGCCUGCCUUUAAAGCCAGUCAGUUAGCAUUUUGAAUAUUUUUAUUUUAUUUUUUUAUUCCAGAGGAGCAAAAUAAUACUAGGAAAAACUCCUUGGAUUAUCAUUUAGAUGAAGGGUCCCUGCCACCUUUUGCCAAUUUUCGUCGGCCAUUUCGGGUCACACCAGCGUGCAAGCGCAUCCACAAUGUGUCACAUCUCUCGUAUCUUCUGAGCUCUUUUGUUGAACUCUCUCAAGAACAAAAAAAAUAGGAUGUGAAAGCCAUGCCUGCCUGUUCAAAUUGCUUUAUACAUACGUCUUAUAUAUACACUAUAUAAAUAUAUAUAAAAUGUACAUAACGCCAUUGCAUAGAUAAAUACAUACACAGAAGCGAACAAAAAAAACAAUUGAUAAUUUUACAGUACAGGGUGCUGGACUAGAGGAAAAAAGGAAUUCUAUUUUUGCCAAUUUUAGCUUUUGAUACUUUGCAGAUACAAAAUCUGAUUAAAAAGACAAUAAAAAAAAAGAUUGGCGAGGAAGUGCCGUUGGCCUGGACUUGACUGGAAAGAGUUUUAUUUAAAAUAAAAAGGAAGGAAUCAAAUAAAAACAAAAAGUGCCUUAUCGAGAGUGGUGUCGGUUUUUCCGAGAAGUAAAAAAAAAAAAAAAAAGCCAGCACCCACCCUAGAUGGCGCAGAGCGGAGCGUGGCAUCAGCGGCCCGCGUUAACUCUAUGCAACCCGAAUUAGCUGACUCAGCUAAAUAUGUGCCAUGUUUUUUUUUGUCUUCCUGACAUUUUUUUUUCUUUUUACUCGACAGCCCUUUACUCUGCUGUGUGAGCAGGCUUUGAGCUCCUUGAUUUUGUUUUGUGCGGGCGCCGUACUUCCUAUGGGAGAAAAAAAACGGCGCCGCCGAUAGUAGCACUGCAGUCGGAUGCAUCGUGAGCUGAGAAAAAUACAUCCAUGAUUUGUUCAAGUUUAGCAGCAUUUGUUUAAACAACCGCGAUUUGAUGAUAAAUAAUCACCGUUGCGACGUUUGAAAAAAAUAUAUAUAUGAAAUGAUCGCUUAAAUUGAUUUUUACCAAUUCUGUUCAUGGCUUUCUCAUCGAGCCGAAAAGGUCAAUGAAAUUGUUUUAUUUUCAGUGUUACUCUUAUUCUUUGAAAAAUUUGAAAUGCAAUAUAAGUGGAGAUGGCUGUAAAGCAUUUGACAGUAUUACGAGAAAUCCCUCUCGAUGUUACGCGCUGCAAUUGUGUGCAUCAUCAGGUGGUGAAAAAGUUGGGACAAAAACAAAACGUAUUCUCUCUGGCCUGCCUACUAUACAUGUAUAAUAAUGUAAUUAACAGCCAUUGUUACAGGUUUAUAAUGUAUUUUUCUAAUCUCAUUUUAUAUGUGUAUUAAUCAUGUUUCUGAGUGCUUUUUUAUGACCCCGCCCAACUCUCCUCCCUUCCUCACCCCCCUUUCACUUUUACACAUCGGGAAGUGUUAUAUUUUGUUUUCAUGCCCAGCUUGUUUAACUCAUGAGCUACUUUUAUUAGUUUCUCUUGUCAUAAGUAUUUUACAUGCUUGCUAUUUAGUUUUUACAUGGUGUAUGCUGUUAUUUUUUUCUCCUUAUUAACCUCUUGGCAUUUAUUUUAAUAAAACAUUCUUAGUAAGAAUUUUACUAACGCGCUGAUAUUUUAGUCUUGUGUUUUUAACCAGUCUCAUGAAUGUAUUGACUCGGUCUGGUUCACGGACUAACAGAAUUAAUUACAACUGGUGACUCGUGGACGCUACAAACACGUGCACACACAAACGUGUUCUCAUGAGGUUUUUUGGUAGGAAAUUGUACAAAAUGAUGGCGCGUUACCUUACGAUCUGGACGAUUCUUUGACCCCUGUCGUUAGGGUAUAUUUUUGCCCCCGUGAUUAUUUUGCGGGCGAUUUAGAAUGCAAGUGGAAAAAUGUAACUUGACAGAAAACCGAUAAACGAGUCAAAGAAAUUUAAACUUGCAUGGAACUCAAAUGUAAUUCAGUCCUAGAUUUUUUUUCAGUAUUUUGCUGUUGGCUUUGAAGAAGAAAAAAAAAACUGCCAUUUUCUAAUAUUAUCUAGUCAUCCACAUGAUUGUAGUGAAAUGCUGCCCCCCCCCCCCCACAAAAAAUAUAUAACAUCCAAAAAAAAGCCUUGAUCUAAAAUUUUAUUAAUUUGAAAUUUAUUAUGUAAAAGAUGUUCCUCAAAUGCAAGAGUUGUCUUUGGAAAUCCUACUAAGCUAGCAUGAGAACAGGUUUCACCCACAAAGACACCAGCACCAUCUAACUGGAAAGUGCACGAGUUGAUACGCGUCCCUCACUCCUCACGCAUUGCUCACCUCUGUGCUGAAAGGCGAAAUCUGCUGACACUCUUCAUACCUUUGCCCUCGCCAGCAACACCGCUGCUGUCUCCGCUCAAGACCACUCUUGUUUUUUGUUGUCCUUCUGUGUCUCACGCAAUACUGCGAGGUAGCAGGCCGGUGACUAGCUCCGCCUCCCGCCCGGCAAUAAAAGUCACAAAAUCUCAAACGGUCGAGAUGAAAGUAUUCAAAGGGAGUUUUGUUACGUCGACAUUGCAGCUGUCCAGUGAGCGCUUUGCAUCAUUUGCGUUCUUGAUAGAACAGUUUAUACCUCUAUGCUUAAUGCUUAGGGUCAGUCGUGUAGUCUCGGAUUAUUUGGAUCCAGUUUCCCUGGAUUUGGUCGACAUAUCCAGGAGAAAAAAAAAGUCAUAAGAACUCAUGCCUAUAAAGACAUCAAAAGAGUCCUAUUAUGCUUCCAAGAAACUAUUUCAGGAUCAAUUUGGACGCACAUGACUUUGAAGGCAGUUUUGUAGGCAUAGGGUGUAACAAAAAACGAUUCGAAUCGGAAAAUAGUUUUUUAUUUUGGAAGAUCCAAGUGCAUCAAAUUGAACCGAAUCGUUCCACUUAAAAAUAUUUCAAGAAACCUAUUGAAUCGUAUUUUAUUGGCGAUAUAAAUGCUAGAUAAGGUCAGUCGUGCAACUCUCGAAUUGAGCCGUAUCGAAUCCCACUGAAUCGAGACGAAUCUUUGAAAUUCAACCGUCCUUGAGUCCAAUUGCACUCCAUGUGUCCGCAUACGUAUCUUGGACAAAAAAAAAAUACACACAUAAAUAGGGAAUGAAUUAUUUCUGCCAUUACGUCCAAAAACAACUCCUGAAGCUGUAAUUGAUGUUCCAACUGUUUGUAAACAAAAAUCCAGCGUAGCUUAAAACCAAACCAGCAUUAUGGGAGAGUUUAUGAAGUACUUUGGGAUCAAAACAGCCUUCUUUUUUUUUUUUUUACUAAACUCCCAAUAAGGAUUCCAGCUAUCUUAUAUUUAUUGUCCAGUGGAAGUGUUUUUAUUUUCUUGUCUCAAACUGCCAGCGUGUCAUUCUACUGCUGCGUCAUCCCUGGCAUUAUAAUUCUUCCUCCUCCGCCGCCCGACACAUUGUCACGACACACACGGGAAAAGAUUAACUUCAUUAUUAAUCCUUAUUAUCAUUGCCAGGGACGCCUACGCAUUUUGUUACCUCAUUUUUCUUUUUGGGUUAAAUCCUUGCAAAAAAAAAAAACUUGAUCACUCAGUUUGUCCUCUAUAAACGCACAGGGAUUAAAUGCGUCGAACAUCAGCGUUAGAAUCUUCACAGGAAAUUAAGUGAAUUAUUAAGAACUCCUGUCAAGACUGGAUUAGUGGCAAUAAUCGCAAAUCUGAUGGUUUUUUUUUUUUUCGGUGCCACAUUUCCUCAAAUAGUGCCUUCAUCUCAAGAGGACAGCUAGUCCGUCCAAUUUAUAGCCUGUAUUAGUUGCCAGACAAUGGCAAGGCACUAUUUAGAUUAUUUGGAGCCUUCAAUCAACCUAACAUAGAUGUUUUUGUAAUGGAAGGUGAAUUCAAAACUCAAAAUAUUCGAACCAUUGCAGAACCAUGACCUUGAAUGUUGUUUUAGUCCAGUCAAAAUUCAAUACACGUUACAUUCAAGUGCUAAAUUGUCCCCCAAAGCACAAAAUAUUCCUGCCUUAUCGUUAAACUAUCGCAAAAGUGUUUCUUUUUUUUCCUGACAAAUGAAGUGCUUAUUUUGUCUCUUUUUAUCUCCUUUUCCUUUUUGUGGAGUAUGACAAAAUAUUGACGCACAAGGAAGGGAUUGCUUUUCCAACUUUGUGCCUCUCUGAUUGGACCAGCGUAUGUCAUGGUCAGCCAAUGACAUGCCGCCUCCACUGCCGCUGUCCGUCUCUUUGCGACAAAAACGCAUCUCAGGGCAUUGAGUGUCUUUUUGACCUACUAACGUUUCCCAUCUGUCCAUCUUGCCUUGUCUCUGGCUAACAAACAUUCCUUCAGUGAGUUCAACGGCAGGUUGGUCGCACUCGACAAAAAAUGACAAAAAAAUAACUACUUGUCAAAAAAAUAAGCCCCAUUGGAUUUUCAUUUUAUGCUUCACCAGUGUUAUGCCUUAAAAAUAGGAUUGAAUAUUAUGGUAUAUAUUUACUGUAAGUUCCUUAUCAGUAUAAUCGUGCACUAAAAUGUUUUGUUUUUUUAAAUUGUGCAGUAGAUUUUGUUUUGUGUUGUUUUGACAAUACAGGGACUAGACUGAGAAUUUUGAAGAGGUAAAUAAAACAUGUAUUGAAACUUUUUUGUUGCUCAACCCCCGCCAAAAAAAAGUAAAAAGGGAAAAAAAUGUGUGCAAUAAAGAAUAAUGUGUGUUUCAUCUGACUGCUCAA